Messenger RNA from Helianthus annuus (common sunflower), 1385 nucleotides. Its product is annotated as methionine aminopeptidase 1B, chloroplastic. Bases 87 to 1172 code for a protein of 361 amino acids. The record is from RefSeq and is a predicted model, not a curated record. The transcript has 9 exons. Lineage: Eukaryota; Viridiplantae; Streptophyta; Magnoliopsida; Asterales; Asteraceae. Gene Ontology annotation, molecular function: metalloaminopeptidase activity. Gene Ontology annotation, biological process: proteolysis.
ACAUACAUACAUUUCUCAUUUCAUCAUUUCUGAAACAAUUUUAUCCCCUUUUGGUUUUUCCAAUUUUGAAGGAACAAAAAUCUGCAAUGGCUUCUUCAGUUGCUGCUUCAAUUUCAUCUUGUUUCCAUGGCGAACACUUAUCUUCUUCACGCUCUUCUCUUUUCUCCAGGGAUACACUCUCCUUCUCCCCUUUUAUCUCCUCUGGUAACAAUUCAAACGGCAAAAAACAAUUUUUGGUUUUAGCAAAGAGAUUAUCAGGACUGGAGGAGGCUAUGAGAAUAAGAAGGGAACGUGAGCAAAGAACUACGAACCCGACUAAACGAAGAACACCUUUAAGGCGUUUAAAGGUAUCGCCACGUCUUCCUGUGCCCGAUCACAUACAGAAGCCUCCUUAUGUAAGCACAAAGGUGUUACCGGAGAUUUCAAGUGAAUUUCAAAUUCAUGAUGAAGAAGGGAUUGAGCGUAUGAGGGCUGCUUGCCACCUGGCUGCUAAAGUUUUGGAGUAUGCGGGAACAUUGGUUAGGCCAUCGGUGACAACAAAUGAAAUAGACAAAGCUGUGCACCAAAUGAUCAUAGAUAACGGUGCUUACCCUUCACCUCUUGGGUACGGUGGGUUCCCGAAAAGCGUGUGUACGUCUGUGAAUGAGUGUAUGUGCCAUGGAAUACCUGAUUCUCGUCAACUGCAAGAUGGAGAUAUCAUAAAUAUCGAUGUCACCGUUUACUUAAAUGGUUAUCAUGGUGAUACCUCAAAGACGUUUUUCUGUGGAAAUGUUAAUGAUGCUGCGAAACGACUUGUUAAGGUUACCGAAGAGUGUAUGGAAAGAGGUAUUGCAGUUUGCAAAGACGGAGCGCUUUUUAGAAAAAUCGGGAAAAGAAUUAGUGAACAUGCGGAAAAAUUUGGUUUUGGCGUCGUGGAGCGUUUUGUCGGCCAUGGUGUGGGGACGGUAUUCCAUUCGGAGCCACUUAUAUUGCAUCAUCGCAAUGAAAAGCCGGGAAGCAUGGUCAAAGGUCAAACGUUCACCAUAGAACCGAUUCUUACACUUGGAACGACGGAGUGUAUAACAUGGGAGGAUAACUGGACGACGUUAACAAGGGAUGGCAGCCUUGCUGCUCAGUUUGAGCACACCAUUUUGAUCACUGCAACGGGUGCUGAAAUCUUGACAAAGUGUUGAAGGUUUCACCGUCUUCUUCGACUUAUUGUUGUUAUAUUGAUCAGUGAUGUGAAAUUCCCAAAAUGCCCUUUAGCAGUGCUGAUAUAUUUGAUGAAAUACUAGAUUUUAUGGUGUAUAGAAUUAGAAACAGACUUAUGAUUCUUUAUGUUCUCUGUGUUCAACUGUGUCAUAUGAAGUAGUUAGAUAAAUCAAACUCGUUUAAGAUUGAUUAUG